Molecule: messenger RNA, 4020 nt
Organism: Mercurialis annua (annual mercury)
Lineage: Eukaryota; Viridiplantae; Streptophyta; Magnoliopsida; Malpighiales; Euphorbiaceae
Product: ubiquitin carboxyl-terminal hydrolase 16
Exons: 11
Coding region: 456-3743 (1095 amino acids)
Biological process (GO): protein deubiquitination
Cellular component (GO): cytosol; nucleus
Molecular function (GO): cysteine-type deubiquitinase activity; cysteine-type endopeptidase activity
Source: RefSeq, a predicted model, not a curated record
AUACUGCAAAAACAAAAUUCCUUUCCCUCGACCAUAAAAUUUGUCGAAUUAAAAAUUAAUUCACAAAUUAAAGAACCUCAAUUUUUAUAUUUUCCGAAUCCAAAUUGUCCCUCCUCUGAUUUAUUUUCUCUCUCUUUUGUUUUUCUUUUCCCUCUCUAAAUUAACAGAGCCCUAAAAUCUCGAUCUCUCUCUACAAAUCGACGAGCUUGUAAUUAUUACGCGGCUAAUAUCCACAAAACGACAUUUCGUUUCAUCAAUUAUUGCCGUCCUCAAAAUUACCGCCGGUAUUCUUAGCUUUUUUCCCUUAAUUAUUUUUCGAUCUUGAUACAAGCCAAACCGACGGCGACCGGAAUACUUGCCCUGACAUAUGUGUAGAGGUGAGAUUAUAACUAAUUUAAUUGGAUGUGAGUCGCUUGCAGUUUUUCUAUUAAGGUUUUUGUUAGGAGGUUAUAUAAAUGCAAGUAACAGGGGAUCUAGGGUUUUCGAGCCUGGUCCUUGUGGUGGUGUCACUUGUUUUUCCGGUGUUCGGUUUUAUAAUUCGCUGGAAAUGGCGGCGUUCCAUUGCGAGGAAUGAGGAGAUCAAGCGGUUGUUGAUUUUAGCUUCUGAAGAGACGGCUAGGGCUGAGCUGGAAGCUACUCAGUUGGUAUCGUCGUACGUCGCCGUUUCUGCUUCAAGGAAUAAUUAUAAUCAUCAGUGUGUUGUUUGUUAUUCUCCUACUACUACACGGUGUGCUCGGUGUAAAGCUGUUAGAUAUUGUUCUGGUAAGUGUCAAAUUAUCCACUGGCGACAAGGUCAUAAAGAAGAAUGCCGAUCUGCUAGUGCUACUCACGACGGAAAUGAUAAUGGAGGCGAUUUUUCUCAGAAGGUGGCCAAACAAGAGGAGCACAAUAAUGACCAUGAUAGAUAUGGAACUUCACCUACUGAAAUCUUCUCUAAUGGCCCUGUAUUAUUUAAUAGCAGCAGUACUUGUAGAGUUUCACUUGCAGAAGAUGAUGGUAUCAAAGUUGAUUCUGUUGCAGAUGCAUCUUCCGUAUCUGACUCAACAAGCACUUCAUUUUCUGGCUUCUCUACUUCUCACAGUGGUGGUGAAUCAUCUGACGAUCUCUCUGUUACCGAGAGUAUAAGCUCAAAUGAAUUUGAGGGAUCAGAUGGACAAAUUUAUUCUGAUGCCUCCGAUAUGCUUGAGCCUGCAUUGAACAAGGUGGACCAAAGCAAGCCGGUGUCACCAAAGUUUGCUAGCUUGGUUGAUAAUGUAGAUAGUUCUAUACAUUUGAGUAAGUCAAAGCCGGACAAAACUCAUUGCGGCGAUGAGGAGAGUCUAAGGGUAUCUUCUAGCACUUUGGUUCAGAGGAGCAGUGCAAUUCCUGGGGCUUCAAUUAUUACUCCUGGUCAAGGAGCUUCUGGCUUUUGGAACAGGAGUCUUGACUCUGUUGUGUCCAGCAAUAUCCAGUGUGAUCCAGAUCUAUCCAAUUCCAAUGGACCUUGUAAAAACAAGUUAUCUGGUUCUGAGUCAUUCCUACAUUUUAAAUUUGAUCUAUCGGGAAGUAAUGCUCCUUCAUUAGAUACAAAAAGCUCAGGGAUGAAAGGCAUUAUACCAGACGAUGCACUUCCAGCUUCUUCAGGCGUUGAUAACUCUGUCAAUGCAGCAGCUUUGUCAAAAAAUCCUAGUAAUGAUUCUCCGAGCAUUAGGAGUUCCACAUCCGCCAGUUGUCAAAAGUAUGCACAUGUGGAUAAUGAAUCCAGCCGUGAUCAAGCCACUGAGCUUAAAUCCAUCUCAUCAUCAACUUCAUAUGCUCGUAGAUCUGCGAGUGAUAAAAGUGAAUUAUAUAUAGUUGAUUUAAGUACCCUGGAUUUGGGCGAUCUUAGGUCUCAAUCCUCAAGCUCCAACAAAUCAAUUACUAGUGCCAACAACACUGUUAGCUCAUCAUACCUAUCUAAGUCCGGAGUAUCAUCAAAUACUUCACAAAUUUAUCUGGCUUCUAAUGCAAAUGGACUUUCAGCUGCAAGCACGAAAUCUGGAAAAGUUGAUAAUGCCGAAGCUAAUUCCAUGAUUUCCUCCCAAACAAUCAGUUCUCCAAGUUCUAUUAAUGGAUUAAAAACAUCAGUGCGGAAAGUUGUUGAUCAAUUUAGAGGACCUAAAUGUGGAAAAUACAGCGAUAAGGGGAUUUUUAUGUAUGAUCUAUUUGUAAAGCUAUAUACUUCAAACAAGGUAGAAAUGAGACCCUGCGGCCUUAUCAACUGUGGAAACAGCUGUUAUGCAAAUGUUGCCCUUCAAUGUUUGGCAUUUACACCUCCUUUGACUUCGUAUUUUGUCCAAGGAUUCCAUUCCAAAGAGUGUGUGAGUAAGGAAUGGUGCUUCACUUGUGAGUUUGAAAGUUUAAUGUUGAAAGCAAAGGAAGGAAAAACUCCACUUUCUCCUAUUGGAAUAUUAUCCCAGCUACAAAGCAUUGGAAGUCAAUUGGGUACUGGGAGAGAAGAAGAUGCACAUGAAUUCUUAAGGUAUGCUAUUGAUAAAAUGCAAUCAGUUUGCCUUAAAGAAACUGGGGUCAAUGGAUCGGGUUCCUCUGAAGAGGAAACCACUCUCAUAGGUCUUACUUUUGGAGGCUACCUUCGCUCAAAGAUUAAGUGCAUGAAGUGCCAUUGGAAGUCAGAGCGGCAUGAAAGAAUGAUGGAUCUCACUGUGGAGAUAGAAGGGGAUAUAGGAAAGCUUGAGGACGCGCUUAAAAGGUUCACAAGUACUGAGAUUCUUGAUGGAGACAACAAAUACCAAUGUGGCAGAUGCAACUCUUAUGAGAAGGCCAAGAAAAAGUUGACAAUUCUGGAGGCUCCAAAUGUUCUUACAAUUGCAUUGAAGCGCUUUCAGUCAGGAAAAUUUGGGAAGCUCAACAAGGCUAUCCUAUUCCCAGAGAUCCUGAAUCUAGCACCCUAUAUGAGUGGCACAAGUGAUAAAUCGCCUAUUUAUAGACUUUAUGGAGUGGUUGUUCAUUUGGAUAUCAUGAAUGCUUCAUUUUCUGGGCACUAUGUGUGCUAUGUAAAAAAUGUCCAGAACAAGUGGUUCAAGAUUGAUGACAGCACGGUAACGGCUGUGGAUCUCGAAAGGGUCUUGACAAAAGGGGCCUACAUGCUUCUUUAUGCAAGGUGCUCACCAAGGGCUCCCAGAUUGUUAAGGAACAGAAUAGCAUCUUCCGAUCCAAAAAUGAAACUCAAUCCUUCAAGAAGCAGUACAAAGAAUACUGCAUCCAAUUUAAAAUCCUCAUUCGCUCACCCAAGUGCUGUCCAAUUCACUCCCAAUUCGAUCCCUCCAGAUAAUACGGAUAGUGUCGAAUCUUUCUUUCUGAAGUUCCACCGGCUUCAGAGGAUUUUAGAAGAGGACUCAUCCAGUGACAGUUUUUCAUUUACAAGCAGCAACUCUGACGAAGGCUCUUGCAGUACUGAGAGCACCCGAGAUUCUACUAGUACUGAGGAUCUUUCUGAUUAUAUUUUUGGUACUUGGAACACUUGGAGGAGCGCGUCGGAUUCCGACACUUGUUCAUCUUCCUCCUCUUCUCCUCUGUACACGAGGAAUUCACCAGAUGGUUCCAUGGAUAGGGUACCCGGUUUUUGGCAAUGUGAGACGAGUAAAGAAUGUAGAAAAUUAGAAAGUAGCAGUAGUUGUAGGGAGGCUAACUUGGGAAAAGUAGGCGUUAACACUGUAAAAUCCGGUGCAUCAUAUAGAAGAUCAGUGAGUGAACGGAUAGAUUAAGAAAUGAUUAUUUUUCAUGUCGGGGUAAAUUAAGUCGGAAGCGUAAAUAAGAGUAGGGAAACAGAGGGGGUGUAGUGUAUGUAAUUUAGACUCUAUUGUUGUAGCUGGCUUUUGUUUAAAGAAAUGACGUGGCCAUGUACUCCCCCCAUUUUGGUCCCUUUUUCCCGUUCAAUCUUAGAGUAGGAGUGUAUAGCUGCAUGGAAUCAGAGUCCCCCAGCCAACAAUUGUUUAUAUCAUAAGCAAGUUUAUAUUAUAUGGCAAGUUAAAUCUUUCUUUA